This is a messenger RNA of Suricata suricatta (meerkat), 4140 nucleotides long. It is a transcript of the gene PLB1, whose product is annotated as phospholipase B1. Gene Ontology annotation, molecular function: A2-type glycerophospholipase activity; retinyl-palmitate esterase activity; phosphatidylcholine lysophospholipase A1 activity. The record is from RefSeq and is a predicted model, not a curated record. Gene Ontology annotation, cellular component: brush border membrane. Gene Ontology annotation, biological process: phospholipid metabolic process. The transcript has 50 exons. Lineage: Eukaryota; Metazoa; Chordata; Mammalia; Carnivora; Herpestidae. Bases 1 to 3933 code for a protein of 1310 amino acids.
AUGGACAGAAAGCCACAGCAGGCAUGUAUGGAAGUGGUGACAGUCCUUUCAGACAUCAUCAGACACUUCAACCCCUCUGUUCUGAGGCCUUUGUGCGCCCCUGGGAAGACCUUGGUAGCCCACACUGGUGCUCAAGACUUACGGGCACAGGCAGAAGGACUGGUGCGGAGCAUGAGGGAGAGCCAGCAACUUGACUUUCAAAAUGACUGGAAGCUCAUCAAUGUGUUUUUUAGUAACACAAGCCAGGGUCACCUCUGUCCCUUUGCCCAACAGCACAGGCACGCGCCGGGGGCCCUGCACAUGCUGGCUGGGGCGCUGGACUACCUGUACCAAGAGGUCCCCAGAGCAUUUGUGAACCUGGUGGAUCUCUCAGAGGCUCUGCUCGUUUCUCACUGGCAGCAAGGGACUCAGCUCAGCAGCCUCGCAGAAGACCCCUGCAGAUACUCAGGGGAGACCUCGAAGCUUUCUGAGGUUGUGACACAGUGGUCCUAUCAGGAAAGCUGGGACCAGCUCCUGGCCUCCAGCAAGUACAACAAGAAGGAGUCCUUUGCAGUGGUUUUCCAGCCUUUCUUCCCCGAGACCGCACCCUCGGGGGAACAACCACUCCAGGAUCCCCGCACACUCGCCUUGAAUCUCUGGAACAGCAUGAUGGAGCCAGCAGGACAGAAAGAUGAGCCCCUCAGUGCACGAGACAGAAGUCUGGUGAAAUGUCCCUCUCAGGAGAAUCCCUAUCUCUUCACCUACAGAAACAGCAACUACCUGCCCAGGCUGCUAAACUCUGAGGAGCUUGAGGUGACAGAAGGAGUGGAAAUCAGGUGCCCUGACAUGGACCCCUCCAACACGGUUCCCACCUCAGUUCACAGGCUGAAGCUGGCUGACAUCAAGGUCAUCGCAGCCCUGGGAGACUCUCUCACGGCAGGUAAUGGGGCUGGAUCCAAGCCUGGGGACAUCUUGGAUGUCUUGACUCAGUAUCGAGGCCUGUCCUGGAGCAUCGGCGGCGACCACAACCUCAGCAGCGUCACCACCCUCGCAAAUAUCCUCCGCGAAUUCAACCCUAACCUGAAGGGCUUCUCUCUUGGCACCGGGAAAGAAAACAGUGCUGGAGCCUUCCUAAAUCAGGCUGUGGCAGGAGCCCGAGCUGAGGAUUUACCUGCUCAGGCCAGGAGGCUGGUGGACCUGAUGAAAAAUGACACGAAGAUAAAUUUUCAGGAAGAUUGGAAGAUAAUAACCGUGUUCAUAGGAGGCAAUGACCUCUGUGAUUUCUGCAAUGACCCGGUCCACUAUUCUCCCCAGAACUUCACGAACAACAUCGGGAAGGCUCUGGACAUCCUUCAUGCUGAGGUUCCUCGGGCAUUUGUGAACCUGGUGAAAGUUCUGGAGAUCAUCAACCUGAGGGAGCUGUACCAGGAGAAGAAAGUCAACUGCCCACGGCUGAUCCUUAGGAAUCUGUGUUCCUGUGUCCUAAAGUUCGAAGAUAACUCAACGGAACUUGCCACCCUCAUCGAAGUGAAUAAGAAAUAUCAGGAGGAGACUCACCAGCUGGUUGAAAAUGGGCGAUACGACACAAGGGAUGAUUUUACGGUGGUCGUGCAGCCAUUCUUUGAAAAAGUGGACAUGCCAAAGACCUCGGCGGGGUUGCCCGACAGCUCUUUCUUCGCUCCUGACUGUUUCCACUUCAGCAGCAAAGCUCAUGCUCGCGCAGCCAGUGGCCUCUGGAACAACAUGCUGGAACCUGUUGGCCAGAAGACAACGCAGCAUCAUUUUGAAUACAAGAUCAAUAUCACAUGUCCGAACCAGGCCGGCAAUGGAAUUGGCUCCAAACCAGAGGACCUUUCUGAUGUCACCACUCAGUAUCGAGGGCUGUCAUACAGUUCAGGAGGGGACGGCUCCCUCGAGACCGUGACCACCUUACCAAACAUCCUUCGGAAGUUUAACAGAAAUCUCAGAGGCUACGCAGUGGGCACCGGGAAUGCCAGUGACACAAAUGCAUUCCUCAAUCAGGCCAUUCCUGGAGCAAAGGCUGGGGAACUUAAGAGCCAAGUCCAGACUCUGGUACAGAGGAUGAAAGAUGACCAUAGAGUGAAUUUCCAUGAGGACUGGAAGAUUAUCACAGUGCUGGUUGGAGGCAGCGAUUUAUGUGACUACUGCACGGAUUCGAAUCUGUAUUCUCCAGCCAGGUUUUUUGACCAUCUCCGCAACACCUUGGACCUCCUGCAUAGAGAGGUGCCCAGAGCCCUGGUCAACGUCGUGGACUUCAUGAGCCCCAGCAUCAUGCGGCGGGUGUUCCUGGGCAAUCCAGACAAGUGCCCCAUGCAGCUGGCCAGCGCUUUGUGUAACUGCGUUCUGACCCCUCGGGAGAGCUCCCAAGAGCUGGCCAGGCUGGAGGCCGUCACCCAAGCCUACCAGAGCAGCCUGCGUGAGCUGGUGGAGUCAGGCCGCUACGACACACGGGAGGACUUCUCCGUGGUGCUGCAGCCUUUCUUCAGUAACAUCCGGCUCCCCAUCCUGGCGGAUGGGCGCCUGGAUAUGUCCUUCUUUGCCCCAGACUGUAUCCACCCAAGUCAGAAAUUCCACUCCCAGCUCUCCAGAGCCCUUUGGGUCAAUAUGCUUGAACCGCUAGGAAGGAAAACGGAUACCCUGGACCUGGUGGCAAAUCUCUCCCUCUCCUGCCCUUCUCAGGAUGAGCCCUUCCUGAGAACUGCCCAGAACAGCAACUACACCUACCCGGCCAAGCCAGCCAUUGAGAACUGGGGCAGUGACUUCCUGUGUACAGAGUGGAGUCCUUCCAACAGUGUCCCCACCUCAGUCCAUGAGCUCCGGCCAGGAGACAUCAAAGUGGUGGCCGCAAUGGGUGACUCGCUGACUACAGCAUUGGGAGCCAGACCAAGCAACUCCAGUGACCUACCCAUGUCCUGGAGGGGACUCUCCUGGAGCAUUGGAGGGGAUGGCAUCUUGGACACUCACACCACACUGCCCAACAUUCUGAAGAAGUUCAACCCUCACAUCCUUGGGUUCUCCACCGGUACCCUGGAAGAGACGGCAGGACUGAAUGUGGCCAUGGAAGGAGCCAGAGCUAGGGACAUGCCAACCCAAGCCUGGGACUUGGUGGAACGAAUGAAAAACAACCCCGAUAUUGACCUAGAGAAUGACUGGAAGCUGAUCACGCUCUUCAUCGGGAGCAACGACAUGUGUCAUUACUGUGAGAAUCAGGAGGCCCACCCAGCUGAGGAAUACGUUCGGCACAUCCAGCAGGCCCUGAACAUCUUGUAUGAGGAGCUUCCUAGGGCUUUCAUCAACGUGGUGGAGGUCAUGGAGUUGGCCGGCCUACACCAGGGCCAAGGCGGGAAAUGUGAUCUGCCGCUAGCAGCUCAGAACAACUGCACUUGCCUCACACGUUCCCAGGAGAAUUCCCUGGAGAUGCAAGAACUGAAGAAACUGAACUGGAACUUCCAGAGUGGCAUCUCCGGGUUGUCCUACUGGCACCAGUACCUGCAGCGUGAAGACUUCACCGUGGUCGUACAGCCUUUCUUCCGGAACACUCUUGUCCCGCUGAACAGCAGAGGCAGCGCUGACCUCACCUUCUUCUCUGAGGACUUUUUCCACUUCUCAGAACGUGGUCACGCGGAGAUGGCCAUCGCGCUCUGGAACAACAUGCUGGAGCCAGUGGGCCAGAAGACAACCUCCAACAACUUCACCCACAGCCGAACCAAACUCAAAUGCCCCUCUCCUGAGAGCCCUUACCUCCACACCCUGAGGAACAGUCAGCUACUCCAAGACCAGUCUGAAGCAGGCCCCGUGGUGCUCUCCUGGGCUGUGCCAGUGGCAGCAGGCGGCGGCCUUGCACUUGGUGUCGGUGCAAUGAUGGCAUGGAGAGCCAUAAGGGGUCGUCGGCGGGAAAAUCCUUCAAUGAGGCUCAACACUAUGAGCUUUUAGGCCUCCGGCCACUCACAGGCACUCAUCCCAAAUUCCCCAGCCACACUCCUCACCAGCCGUCUACCUCAGCCACCUUGGCCACCACAGAGAGCAUUUGCUUCAAACACCUGGUGACACCGGAAGCCAAAGGGACAGUCACGACUCCUUGGGGCCUGGGACCUAUGCUCCUGGAAUUGCCAAGUUUAAAUAAAGGCCAAAGUCAGUCUA